GACACCUGGUUGCUGAUUGGUGGACAAUUCAAGUAAAAGUUCAGUUUUGCCCACUCGACAUCUUCAUUUGUUGUUGGAUUCUCUUCACGGAAAAUUCUGCUGAAACUCAAGCUCUACAGUCAUCUAUAUCGAAAACGUAAUUGUGAAGAUGGGUGUGUCACUACCACAUUGUCGUAGAACAAAGAAAUCUGGAGAACAUGUUCAAGACCAGGAUUCAUCCUCAACUCAAUCUGAUGGUCAAUCACACUCUGAAAUGGCUAGUUUGAAAGAAGGCAACCCUUGUGGGCUAGGCGUGGUUUCAGGAUAUAAUGAAAUACAGGGGAGGCUUGUUGGGGGCCACAAGAAAUCUCUCUCCUCAAUCACAAGUCAAGAAUUUGUCUUUCCUUCACAACUUGAUUUUAGCCGUUCCAUGGCUCAUGUUCCAUUCCACCGUGCCGAACCAUACUAUGGUGGCUUAAUUGCUGCUUAUGGGCCACAAGCUAUGUUUCAUCAUCCCCAGAUGAUGGGGAUUUCUCCUGGUCGGGUUCCCCUGCCUCUUGAUCUUACAGAAGAUGAGCCAAUUUAUGUAAACGCAAAACAGUACCGUGCAAUUCUGAGGCGAAGGCAAUUUCGUGCCAAGCUUGAAGCUCAAAACAAGCUAGUCAAAGUUCGGAAGCCUUAUCUUCAUGAAUCUCGACAUGUUCAUGCAUUAAAGAGGGCUAGAGGAUCUGGUGGGCGCUUUCUCAACAUGAAAAAGCUCCAAGGUUCUAAGCCUAACUCCACAAGCCAUAGAGUGGAUGUUUCAGGUUCUGCUCAGCUACAUUUGACCGGAAAUAUGUCAGAACCUAAUGUUCACGAGGCUGACAACUACCGAGAUGGUGCUUCCACAACUUCUUGCUCUGACAUCACUAGCACCUCCAACAGUGAUGACAUCUUUCCACGGCAAGAUUUCAGGUUCUCUGGCUACCCCUCUCAUAUGGGUGGGACACUGCAAGUCCCGCUAGUUGAUUUUCAUGGUGGUGGAAACCAGCAGCAUGUUUCCAUCUUCCGGUGAACAGUCAACUCAGCAGUCUGUAUUCUGAUGUUCUGUUGGAGAUUACGACUGCUAAAUGUUGUUCCGUUACCCCGGGAAGUCAUCCUUGGCUAUUUGAAGUUACUCUUCUACCGUUUCUUGACCGUCAGAGUUAACCUGUGCUGGCAAAUGCUUUAACCCUUUUUCAAGCAAUGCAAGCAUGCUUGAAGAACUGAUGGUUAAGCGGUAUAUUGUGACAGAGAACAUGAUUUUUCUUGUGUGGUGAUGAAUAAUCUGCGCUUGUGCAGACAAUUGACAUACGGUUGAAGAAAUUUAUGUAUGCGAAGAUGAUACAUUUGUGUAUUUGUGCAAAGAAUAGCAAUUGACUUGGUUUAAUCUUGUACUGAAAAGCAGAAAGCUACUUUGAUCAAUGAAAUGAAUAAUACGUGAGAGGCCUCACUCACUCUGUGUGGUUUUUAUGU
Messenger RNA from Fragaria vesca subsp. vesca, 1473 nucleotides. RefSeq names its product nuclear transcription factor Y subunit A-3-like. The coding region runs from base 149 to 1033 and encodes 294 amino acids. The record is from RefSeq and is a predicted model, not a curated record. Gene Ontology annotation, biological process: regulation of transcription by RNA polymerase II. The transcript is spliced from 6 exons. Gene Ontology annotation, molecular function: DNA-binding transcription factor activity, RNA polymerase II-specific; RNA polymerase II cis-regulatory region sequence-specific DNA binding. NCBI's taxonomy places the organism in Eukaryota, Viridiplantae, Streptophyta, Magnoliopsida, Rosales, Rosaceae. Gene Ontology annotation, cellular component: CCAAT-binding factor complex.